Messenger RNA from Cephus cinctus (wheat stem sawfly), 562 nucleotides. RefSeq lists its product as uncharacterized. Gene Ontology annotation, cellular component: plasma membrane. Gene Ontology annotation, molecular function: metalloendopeptidase activity. Gene Ontology annotation, biological process: protein processing. The record is from RefSeq and is a predicted model, not a curated record. NCBI's taxonomy places the organism in Eukaryota, Metazoa, Arthropoda, Insecta, Hymenoptera, Cephidae.
CUCGAAGAAAUCAUAAAUUGCUAUAUAUUUGCGUUGCAAAAUCAAUCAUAUUAACAGUUUUCGUUAUUAAAUAGGAUGUUUAAUAUCUAAGUUUGGAAUGUAAGACAUUGAUGAUUGAAAAGAUAUAGGAAUAUUAAAACAGAUAUGAGUGUUUUCAAUCGGGAUCAUAAGGAUAGUCCAGGAUAUAUGCCAGAAAGAUAUGAUUAUGCAUCAUGGGAUUUUCUCACGGGAUGCGAUCUGUCGAAAAAUCAUCAUGAAACCAUGUCCAGAACAGACCAAUCGGUACGUUUUAACGACGAGGAAUACUAUACUGGCGGCUUAUGCCCAUCUUGUCGAUUGGCUGUUAACAAGGAAUCCGGCAGACUGAAGUGGUGUAUGGGUGGCAAUGACAGCUGGAGAGCCAGGAUUAAAUUGAUGCUUCUCAUUCCAGUACUGCUAUUACCGAUUACUAUAAUCUUCAUCGCCAUCUCUAAGUCUACCGUAGUUGGAACAAUUUCUCAUCCUAAACCGCAAGUUUUGGAGAGCGCUCGUCUGAAUAUCGUUGCCGAAGAAUCCUUCUUAC